AAGCAAAACACCCACACACUCACUCUCAAGGAAUAAGUCGUUCAUCUCUGUUUCUCCAGCUAACUCCUCCGAAGUAAUACACACUUCCCAAAGUUUGUCAAUACAAACACAAAUACAAAGAAACCACAGCUUGAAGCUUUUAGUCUCUCUGCUAUACAAUACACACGUCAAACCCACGAAACCUGUACUGUACAACUUAUCAGUAACAAAUACCAUUUGUUGUUUUUUUUUUUUUUCUUUCUUUUUAAAUUUUCCUUCUUUUUGCAAAACAAGAAAUGAUUCUGUGAAACCCUAAUUUAAAUCUUCUAAAACCCUAAAAACCAUUUCUACAUAUCAGAAUGAUUAAUGGUUGUGAUGAUGAUGCAGCCACAGCUGACAUCCUCUUCUACAACACCUACCCAAUCCCCUCUUUCUCUUGGCCUACUCUCAACUCCUCACCGCCAACCGCCGUUAACUUCGUUGUCAGUUGAUCAUGUAAUUGCGCCGUCCAUCACGGCUGUGCACCACCCCGCUGAGCCAGCAGCUCCGAUGCUGGCCAAGGUUAGACUAUCUGACAUAGCACCUUUUGAUGGGGCACCAUCUGGGCUCUACAUGAAGGCGGUGGAGGCUCUUUCUGGGUCCUUGAUGAGGCAUAAUGCUGCAGUCAUUGAAUUAGGCAGUGAGGAUGCUGCGCUUAUGAGAUGUGGGUUGGAAGCAGCGCGCUUGUUUUUCAGGUGUCGGGUUCAGAACGUUGGCAGUAAGGGAGGCGGCAGCCGUGGCGUGUACAUGUACAGGGCUGGAAGGGCUUUGGAAGAUUGUGACUCGUCUCCUCCAUGCAUGGCUGAAAUAUUUAGGUGCAUGGGGAAAGCGGCUCGUGCUGCUUUAUGUGCAAUAGCUAGGCAUCUUCGUUUGCGGAGCGAUGUCUUCAACCUUCUACUUGAUGAUACCCCCUUACCUGCAAAUGAGGUGUCCUCAUCAGUACUUCUUGCCACCUAUUCCCAUGCUUCCUUGCAAAAUGGAAAGGUGGCUAUUGGAGGAGGGAAGUCUGCAGUUAAUAGUGAAGUUGAGAAGGGAUUGUUAACACUCAUUUCUUCAGAUACUCCUGGUUUACAGGUUUGUGACCCCAAUGGUCGAUGGUACCUGGCUGAUUGUGGUUCAAUGGAUCUUUUACUCAUCACUGGCAAGGCUCUUAGCCAUGCUACUGCAGGCCUUCGUCCUGCAGCUUCAUAUAGAGCAGCUCUUGAUUACUCAUCUGGCACUAAUAAUGGUGGGAGGACAUCAUUGGCAUUUAGGCUUAUGCCACAGGGCAAUGCCAUAUUAGAUUGUUCUCCAAUUGCAGCAGCAGGUCAUGUCAUUCCUCAAAGCUAUGUGCCAAUAUCCGUAAGCCAGUUUAUGGAUGACCUUUCAGCUGAGGAGGAUGUAAUGUGCAAUCAGUCUGAUAAUAACUAUGUUGCUCGAUGUAACUUGAAUAAAGAACCAUCAUUAAGAAGUGUUCUCUCAGAUCCAUUCUCUGGUGCAUUCCUUGAAGAUGCUGUUUUUGUAUCAUGCGGACAUUCCUUUGGUGGUCUAAUGCUAAGAAGAGUCCUAGAAAUGUCAAGAUGUACCCUUUGCAAUGCAGAAAUUGAGCCUGGGUCUUCGAUUCCUAAUUUAGCCCUAAGAGCUGCAGCGGCAGCAGUAAAGCAGGAGGAUGAUCGAAGGCUAUUUCAUAAUGCAGCUCUCCGGAAGCGUCGCAAAGAAAUGUCCGACCAAACAGAUUCAACAAGAAGACCAAGCAGGGAGAAUGGAGAUAUUGCUGCUGAUGAUGGAUUACAUAAGGGGGUGCAGUAUCCUUUUUCUGUCAAUGAGAAAGUAGUUAUUAAGGGAAACAGGAGGACUCCAGAAAAGUUUGUUGGAAAGGAAGCAAUUAUCACCUCACAAUGUCUCAAUGGCUGGUACUUGCUUAAAAUUAUUGAAAGUGGUGAGAAUGUUCGUCUGCAAUAUCGCUCCCUUAGGAAAAUUUUGAGCUCUCAGGCCAUUGAAGAUAGGUGUGCUUCCCUGCCAAUUCAGAAUAGCAACUCAUAAAUUCAAAUUUCAGAAAGCACAAUCAUAAUCUCCAUACAGAAGCCCCAUUAACAUAUAAUAUAUACAUAUAUGUCUUUUUGUUUUUGACAAGAAUGUGAUAUGGGUCCUUUUAAGUUUAUGUUUCUGACAUUUAGCUAGGUUAGAGUUAGGUUAUAGCUUCAUUAACUAGUUUGUAGAGUAAAGAGGAAGAUAACAGGGCCAGUUUCUUUGUAACCAUGAUAUCUACGGUGAGAAUUUUUUUAUUAAUUGUAUUUUUUUGUUGCUUAUCUUUUA
Messenger RNA from Jatropha curcas, 2313 nucleotides. RefSeq names its product RING/U-box superfamily protein. NCBI's taxonomy places the organism in Eukaryota, Viridiplantae, Streptophyta, Magnoliopsida, Malpighiales, Euphorbiaceae. The record is from RefSeq and is a predicted model, not a curated record.